AUGAGAGCUGGUGCGAUGGCUUGCCUGCUUGAACAUCUGCCCCAGCUCAUUUGGCUGGCUCUUGAGCACUCCUGCUCCCUCGACCAGCAAACAAAUUGGGCUGCGGUGGAGUGCUUGCACAGCGUGUUUGAGGGUCUGCAUGGAAUGGUGCACUGUUCAUCUACCAACCACAACCCAGCAGUGCAAUUCUUGUGCAAGCUCCUCACAGACGACGCAUCUGUGAUUCGGGACAUCAACAUUUCAUCUGGUCACGGGGACCCAGCGCAGCCCAGUCAUUAUGCAAAUAUGAGCUGGUUCUCUUCGCCAACCCUGUGGAAGGAUUGCGGAGAGAUGUUGGACAUGGACCCUCAUGUGUACACAGCUAUCAUUCGGGCUUUGGACUACCCAGCUCUGCUGCUUGAGCAUGUGCGGAGGAGUGCAGGCAUGGUGCUUUUGCAUUCUUAUUGCGAGGUGCCAGAGAACGAGAGGCUCACCAAAGCAAUGGCAGCAACUUCGCAGCAGAUCCCUCCCAAUCUCCAGACACUGGCAGAGGGGUCCUGGUGCCUCGUGCUGAAUUUGUUGCAAGAGGGGCUCUCCAAGGUGUCUGUGCAUGCGGCUCAGUCUGCUCUUGAAGCCAUGUUCCGGCUGCUGCCGCAUGCCUGGGCCCUGAUGUCAGGCUGUCGGUCAUCUAGUAGCCAAACAGUCUCUGAGGAUGUCCUGUUGGCCCUGGGUGACAUGUCCUGGCUUGUCAACGCUCUGCUGUGGGGGCUGCAGUGCCCAGACGCACUUUCAAAAGUGUGGGUCAGCAGCCUCUGCCAGGUGUUGGACAUGCUGCCCAAGCCCAUCACUGCAGUGUUGCCAGAGGAGUGCCUUGAUGUUGCGCAGAGAGUCCUAGCUCCCAGCAGCUGCCUUUCCGAUGACGCAAAGGGCAAUGCUGACAGCAAGGCUAAGGCUGCGCCAGUGAGCAAGCUGAAGGCUGAAAUCAGCAAGAUGAAAGGAGCUGCCACACAGCAACCAAAGUUCAAGCGCCCAUCUCUGCGACAGCCUGGUCCACAAAGUGUGAGCAGCAACUACGGAGCAAAGCAGAGCGCUGAAAGUUCUGGUGAGCCUGGAAGGUCAAAUAGACCGCUCUCCAUCACUCCUGAUCGGCAGCUGGAUGCGGAACGGGACAGGAGGAAGUCCUCUGAGCAGCAGGCUACACUCACCAUGGACAUUGUGAAGCGCGACAUGCUGGGCCACAGCAUCUCUGAUAUCAUGAAGGAGAGAUCAGGGCUGAGGGUGGGCACAGUUGAAAGGACCACCUGGGAUGAUGUCAACCUGUACAGCAACACAUUCCACGACCUCCUGCUGGAGGAGCUGCGCUCAAACCUCAAACAGGCCCUGGAGACAUCUGGACGGAGGGGUUGUGAUCACGUCCUGCAGCUCCGCAGCAUUCAGCGCCAGAGCGAGAUGCAUGUCGUCGAGCUCCUCAUGGACGCUUCAGAUGGGCAGCCUUUCAGGAGCAGCGAUGUGCUCUUGCUGACCAGCACGUCCAAGGGCACCAGCAGGAACGAGGCAGUGCAGCUUCUCAUUCUGGUCGAGAGCGUUGAAAGGGAUCCAGCCAGCCGAGAUCAGAAAGUUGUCCAGGCACUCGUGAAUAUGACUCCCAAGCAGAGCGGUGACACACCCCAGGAUCUCCAAGCAACCUUCCUGCCCCGCACAAAGUGGCAGGCCAAGCACCUGCUGUCAUGUGUGCCUCACUUACGCCAGUUCCAGGCGCUGUGCAAGGUUGCCCAGUUCCCGCCUGCUCUGCUGGACCUUCUGCUGCAGCCCAAGCGCUACACGGGUCAUAUGAGCCCAGCUCUGGGAAGGGCAGGGCUGCCAGCCAGCUUCUCCGCUUUCCAGCGCCAGCACAAUCCCUCGCAGCAGGCCGCCAUUGCUGCCGCGCUGGACACGCGACAAAGCCUUGCCAGUCUGAUCCAGUCCAAUGCGGCUGUUGAUGAGCUGGCGCUGCGCCUCUCCAGGAACAUUCUCAAUGCCGCCGGCAAGGCAAGGUCUGCCUCUGUUGUGCGCCUGGGCGUACUGGAGGCUACAAGCGCUGAUGUUCAGGCUCUGCACAUCGACACCCUGUCGGGCUGCCGCGCGGACGAGGAGCAAUCGGCAGUCUCAGCCUCUGGUGAAGACGGCAGCGAGCAAGGAGGCAAGCAGAGCAGCUGUGAUGAGCAAGCAGCUGACCGUGGCAAAGCGAAGGCAAAGCUGGAUGCCUUGCACAGCCGGCGCAGGCAACUGACAGCCGAGCUGCGUGCUGCCACAGAAGAGGUGCAAGUUGGCGGGCAGCAGGUACAGCAGGCCAGCCGCGCGGUGCGUGCAGCUGUGAUCAGGGAGGCUGAAGCCGUUGUGUGCACCCUGUCGUCUGCCGGCGGAGAGCUGCUGGCAAUACAGGCUGGCGGCUUGGAAGCCUUUGACGCUGUCAUCAUCGACGAGGCAAGCACACUUGCAGCACAGGCGGUGGAGCCGGCAGCGCUGAUCCCGCUGCAGAUGCUCAAGCCUGACGGCAAGGUGGUACUUGUGGGAGACCCCAAGCAGCUGCCGGCCACAGUUGUGUCCAGAGAAGCCGAGGCGGCUGGGCUGUCGCGCAGCCUCUUCGAGCGAUUGCAGCAGGGUGGUGUGGCGGUGUCCCUGCUGGCUGAGCAAUACCGCAUGCAUCCAGCCAUCAGCGCCUGGCCCUCCUCCUUCUUCUACAGCGGCCACUUGAAGGAUGCCCCUGCGGUGCUGGGAAAUGCACGCACUGCGCCCUUCCAUCGGACUCCCUGCUUCCCUCCAUUUGCGUUCUUCGAUUGCAGGGAAGGCGAGGAGAGCAGAGGCAGCGGCUCAGGGUCUGGGGCAGCAGCAUCUCUGUACAACUCCACUGAGGUUGAUCUGGCAUCCUCCCUCUUCACAGGCCUGAUGAAGGAGCACGGGAAGGCUCUGGGCUCAGUGGCAGUGCUGUCUUCCUACAAAGCCCAGGUCACAGCACUGUGCUCACACUUUCAGCGGGUGCACGGCGCCGCAAAGAUGGCAUCUGUGGAGUUUGCAACAAUAGAUGGCUUUCAGGGACGAGAGGCGGACGUGGUCAUCUUCUCAUGCGUGAGGGCACGCGCGAGUGACAGCGGCGGAUUGGGGUUCCUGGCCGAUGUCAGGCGCAUGAAUGUGGCGCUCACGCGGGCCAGGCAGUCGCUGUGGGUCAUUGGCCGCGUCAGCACGCUCCAGGGCUGUGCUCCCUGGGCGGCGCUCAUCAAGCACGCAGCAGCCAAGGGCUGCCUCUUUGCAGCACUCCGCCCGUUCGAGCAGCUGCUCCGCGCCAGCCAUGAUGAGCUCACAGCUGACGCAGCUCGUGCCAUGACAGCGCGCUCCAGCAGGCAGACCAAAGAGAGGAGGCGAGGCAGAAGCUCUGGGGAAGAGCUAACAUGGAUCUGCGCAGCAUCCUACAAAUUCUACAAUGACAAAUGAAAAAAAUCUCAUACCAGAUCACCUCUGUCACCCAAUUGAUUCAUUGCAAGCAUUAACUGCUCUUGCAACUCAACACUGUGGCCACAGGCGCAAUGUGCAGACAGCACCAUGUGCUUCAAAGCUGCAUUGCAAAUGGUCUUGAAACUGCUUUAGCACCUACAACGAUGUCUCAUCUCUUCCUAAUUGCUUAUCGCUCCGGCAGUCUGCUUAUGUUUCUACAAGGUGAGUCUAUAACAGUGACGGUAAAUGGCGUUCUUUGUGUUGGGUUAUUUGUAGUCGUCAUUAUAAUGAUGGCCACCAAAAGUUUUGCAAUGCUUUCACUCGCCCUGCAAGGCGUCCUCCUUAUGGUCGAGUGUUUCAAUUUGCAGCUGGUGAGUCUCAGUUCUGCAAUCCUUCAACUCAGUCCCUCAGAAGGUGCCCAGGCUGCGUCCAACCUUGUGCACCUUCUUUGCAAAACUUCUCUUCUAUGCUUCAAGGGCUGUUGUGCCUCUUUACUCAUGCUCCUGAGGGGCACUUGCGCAUGGGGAGUCACUGCGCAGAGAUCC
Messenger RNA from Coccomyxa subellipsoidea C-169, 3992 nucleotides. RefSeq names its product P-loop containing nucleoside triphosphate hydrolase protein. The transcript is spliced from 25 exons. The record is from RefSeq and is a predicted model, not a curated record. Gene Ontology annotation, molecular function: helicase activity. NCBI's taxonomy places the organism in Eukaryota, Viridiplantae, Chlorophyta, Trebouxiophyceae, Coccomyxaceae. Bases 1 to 3447 code for a protein of 1148 amino acids.